Funneliformis mosseae is the source of this 3075-nucleotide messenger RNA. The record is from the annotation of a GenBank genome assembly. Lineage: Eukaryota; Fungi; Glomeromycota; Glomeromycetes; Glomerales; Glomeraceae.
AUGACGGAUACUGGAGCUUCUCCGGUAAAAGACAAAAAUAUUCAGAAUUUAAGUAGUUCCUUAUCGGCACAAUUGGGGAUAUCAGCAGAUGAAAUUGAAACUGCCUUAAGUUCGGUAAUGGAACAAAACAAUUUCAAAAUCUUCCAAAGUAAACAAAAUAAACGUAAAGAUUCUUUGUCCUCCGUUAUUGAAAUAACGCAUGAUGGGGCGACAUCGAUUAAUGUUAAAUUACCCAGCUUAUACAUCGAACCUCCAACAGUUCAAGAGGAAAACUCAAAAAGUAAAUCGAUUGCCGGAAAAACCUCAAAACCUUCAGAUGUACAUAUAGCAAAUUCAAUUUUUGAAAAUUUAAGUUGGCCAGAUUACUCAUGCCCAAAGGAUAGUUCAAAUAAUAAAAGUGAUUUGUUGCCUGAAUAUCAAAAUCGACAAACUCAUAUGGAAUUGAAAUCUGAUCAACGUCAAAAUAAAUCUCACAAACAAUUUCAAGAUGUUGAUGAAUCAUUUUCCACCGCUUCACAAUCUUAUAUUUUUCAGGAUAUUAAUAAACACCCUAAUACAGAAAGAUUAAUUGAUAUAUCCCCAUCUUCUUCACCAAAUCAUUACGUGAUUGAUAAUAAUGAACGUAAGCAAGAAUCUAAUGAAGAACUUGAACCUCCAUCUACAUCGUUGAUGGGUAAUUCUUGGAGUAAUUUAGGUAUUAAUAAAUCGCAAGAGGAACUAGGAGGUUGGGAAGAUAUUGGAACAUCUUAUGAACCCAUACAAAGUUUCACUGAUAAAACGAAUGCUCAAAAUGUAUCAGAGCCUACUUCUGCAAUAAAAAGUAAUCAUUCAUUUGUUGAUGGAUGGGAUGCACCUAAUGUAUAUGAAAAACCGGAAUCAUGGAACGAAGUUAGUACUGACAUUCAGCCAUCAUAUGUUAAUAAUAUAAAUAACUAUGAAUAUAUAGACGAUAGUCAGAACGUCACAAUUAAUCAUAUAAACGAGUCAGAAAAUAAAAUUGAAAAGAAUCCAGAUAUUAUCGACUAUAAAGUGCGAGAAUCUGUUUCUUCACCCGUCAGUAUUAAAGCUAUACCAGAAGUUGCACCUCAGAAAGUUCAGAAUACAAACAAAACCAAAAGUUCGGAGAAAUACUCUUCUGAAUGGCCUUCUCUAUCAGAAUCUGCUAAAAAGAGUGACUCAAAAAAGAAUACUGAAGUAGACCUUGGUGCUUGGGGUCCAAUGAGUACGAAUCUUGCCUCUGCUUGGGGUAAACCUAAGAAAUGGAAAUCUGAGACUGAAACAAAGAAACCCGAAACCCCUGCCACUCCUGUUUGGAAUCCACUAGACAUAUAUACCCGUGUUUGGACGCCUAUUCAGGAUCCCAAGCCAUUCUUUCAGAAAAGGCGUAAUACUCCAUUUAAACACGACUUUGAUGAUAAUGAAGGGUGGGGAGCCCCUCCAGCAAAGUGCAUUCCAUGGAAUGAUUCAAGGCAAGGAUAUUGUGUUGACUUGAUUGAAGAACAGAAAGAAACGACAUUUUGGUCAAUGCAAAAUGGUACUUGGGUUAAUGUAAGCGAGGAAUCGAGAAUAACUCAAGAAAAGAAAACCGUUGAAUAUACAUCUGACGGUUCUAGUCGUAGAGAAGUUCGACAAACGAGAACUCAAACUCAACGUAUCGAACGUCAGGGAAUUGAAGGUUCAGAUAAUGUUUCUCGGAAUGAAAAUAUUGAACAUAGUCGUGAACGAGAAGAACGUGGUUUAAUUGAACAAGAGGACAUGAUAAUUAAUAUUUCAGACCCUUCAGAUAAUGAGAAUGGAAUAGAUUCAAAAGAAACUGAUUUCAAUCAAUCAAAGUCCACCAGAACGACCAAAGUUGUAUCUGUUCCUGCCGAAUGUCCUCUAGAACGUUUAGGUAAUCCGAAAUGGAAAUUUGAGAGAGAAUGGCGUCAGCCCAAGCAAACGGAAGAAUGCGAUGACCUUAUCAAUCUUGAUCCGCCUUCCCUAUCUGACUCGAAAAGCUCGGAAAAUGAUGAUGAACAAGAGUCCGGAAUUGUACCUGCAAAUUCGUAUGGAGGAAGUUAUAAUUUUGAUAAUUAUUCUUCGGCAAAUCGUGUUUCAUCGGAUAGAUUAAUAGAGAGAACCACAGACGUCAUGACCGAACAUAAUCAAUUUAUUAAAGCACCCAAAAACAAUAGCUUAUUGAUCAACCUACUUGAAUCGACCAUUGGAUGCGUGGAUUCAAAUUCAAAUUAUCCACAUAACAUCCAUGGUGCGAUCAAUAAUGAAAUGUCAAACUUAAAUGUAAACGAUCUUCUAUCCGAUUCCACAUGUCCCCCUGUUGUGUCAACGAAUUUGGAUGUAAUGAAUAAUCCAGAUUUCAAUUUAUUAUCAUUUGAUGACGACGAUAAACCACCUACAUCUUCUAAUGGAAUGAUUCCAAUAGAGAAACCAUCACAAGAAAAUGAAAAAGAAACUAAUAAGAAAAGAAAUUCGAUUAAUUUUGAUGAAUUGGAUAUGUUUCUCGCGAACUUAGAAAGAGGUAAUAACACUGAAGUUGCUCGGUCUGAAAUUAGAACUUUCGAGAUUUCCGAAAUUGCUCAACCUGAGGUCAGGAAUUUCGAAACAUUUGAAGAUUCGAACGGGUUGCCAGCUCAUACUAGUACCAUCAAUCAAACUGUCGAUGACAGUUCGCCUCUUAAUUCACGAACCGGUACCCUUGAUUCGCGACCCAAGUACCGUUGUGAAAAUUUGUCCCUUGCAAAUAUGGAAUCCGCAAUUACAAAUAUGUCUGCACCUGAUGUUAAUAACAAAAAUAAUGAGGAUAAAGUCAAUGGACCUCAGGCUGUUUUAGAUAGUGAUCCAAAUUACACAAAACCAGAAACCAAUGGCAGUGAAUUCCUUAUCCAUAUAACGAUUGAAACACAAUCAUAUGGAAGGCAAAUAUUGCAUUUGCGUAUUGAUGAUGAUCCUAUAGCUGCAGCGACCGAGUUCUGCAAAAAAUGGGAAAUGAUGGAAUAUGAAGAAGCAUUAAAAGGCUUCGUUCUGAAGGAGCAAAAGAAGAAGAUUCGUAAAUUAAAAUCAAAACGUCGUAGAUAA